GAGCAAGGGCCAGGGCCAGUCGAGUGCAGCAUGGCGUGGAGCGUCUGAGACAAUCAUCCCCACUGUCUUCGAAUUCACUCCGCGCCUUACACCGAGUGGGUAAUGGUUGUGACUGCGAUACGUCACUAAGACACACAGCCCGUGGGCACAUGUCCCGAAUGAGCUGGUCUACCUUAUCGAUCUUCUGGCUCGCGACGUGCACUUGCAACACAAGCCGGCCGCGGAAUAUGCCAAAAUAAGGCCCACAACCAAGCACAAUGAUCGGGCGUGGCAACCUCAACGGCCACCACCUUCCAGCCCAUGUCCACUGCUCAAUACAGACUGACUGUGUGAACUCGUCUUCCUGUCCUCACCACAAUCACUCUCCCAUCUGGUGCAAGAUUGCGGCCGACCAUUCUUCCCGCAACAGCGACGAUGCUGUCGACACUUGCACAUCUGAUACUUGUGCUGCAAGUGGUCACCAUCGGAGCCCAGAAUGUAUCCCUUUCGAGCGAUUGUUCGUGCGGCUUUCAAGACACGAAAACACGAGACAUCUUCACCGAGUCCAUCAUCAUCUACUUCAACGAAACACAAUACGUGGACCAGCACAUCUUCGAGGUUCUCAGUUAUCGCAACAAGAACCAGCGUGGGUGGGGCACGACCUUCCGACAAGGCGCGAACCCUGCCAAUUUCCAGUUUGGCAGGAACGCAACAUGGCGGUGGCAAGAAGAUCUGAAUCUAACGCAACCGAGCAUGCAAAUGAUCUUGGAUCCACGCCGCUUCGACCAUUUGUCAGUCGGAGCAGAACUGAGAUCAAUGCGACGCGACAUCCAAUACGGCACGUUCCGGAGCUCCAUGCGCUCGGCUAAGCCGAAUGUCGGAGGCAGUGCUGUCUCCAUGUACGUGAAGUACAACAGCACUCAAGAUGUGGAGCUGGAUCUGCUCAACAUGAAUGAAGCGAGUAUGGCUCGAGUGCUGCAGACUGUCAAUGGCGAAUCUCCCGACUACGGCCUCUCAGUCAACUACACCGAUAUCGAGAAAGGCACAAAGUCCAGCUCUCCGCCUCGCUCCCCAUGGGAUUUCAUGGAUCUGCAGUUCGACUGGAAUGAGACGACUGUUGACUUCUAUAUCAACGGGAACAACUCUCGCCGCAUCACAGAUGACGAGAGAUCGAUCCCAGAAGCUCCUGGCACCUUCUACUUUAGUCACUGGUCUACAGGCGAUGUGAACUAUAUGAUGGGACCGCCGGAAAAUGGCUCGUAUGGGAGCGUGCGAUGGAUUCGCGCUUUUUUCAACAGCUCGCUCAUGACUGCUGACGAUCACCGCGAGUAUGACCAGCGGUGCUCUGGGGCGAGCUAUUGCUCCGUCGAUGAUACAACGCUGCGUGGAUCGACCGAGUACGUCCGCGCUGCCACAACUCCCUGGAAGCGCAAGGCUAAGCAAAGAGGCCUUCGUGAUGUGGCUGGCUACAUCGCGGCCGCCUUUACCACCUUCGGCGUUGCAGCGGUGAUCAACGCGCUCAUACGUCGUGGCCCCUGGCACAAAUUGAAGAAAAUUGAAAUUCCAGGGACCAAGAGACAUUCCGUGAAUGCGUUGAGGCAGUCACUGCGAAAUUCCAUGGGUCCAAAUAUGGUUACCAAUAUGGCUGCAAAUUUUUCUAGGCCGUUGUCAAAUCCAGGACGGUACACGUCAUUGGGUAGUGCUGGCGCAUCUGGAUUUCAGACUCCAGCUCCUGGCUACACAUCCAGAAGCGACGUACCGCCUCCGUUCGGGUACCCCCACUUCUCGCACGCCGAUACGCAAGGUGACUUGGGCACCAUGACCCCACUACCAGCAUACGAUUGUGGCACGCAUGCACCGGCGCGGAGUUUGCGGUCGAUGAACUCCCGAGGGGCUCUGGGUCAUGCACGCAACCACUCCAGCCCGUCCAGACCAAAAACGAUACGAGGUCCGGGUGAUGCAAACCUUCUUGUACCCCCACAGUAUUUUGAGCAAGCUCUCCAUUAUGAGGAAGAUAACGAGGAUCAUCGCACGCGAGCGUACAUGAGUCUCAUGGGUGUGCCGGGUGUCGAAAGCAGCGGCCGGGCAUCAGAUGAAUCUCAGACCGGCAGUCCUCGCGGGAGGGCAUAUCGCGAGCUUACGGGAGAGGCAGACGACAAUUUUUACGAUGCGGAAGAAGAACGCGAUAAGAUUCGGCCUCUUACUCCUACCAAACCCCUCAGUCCAUGGCAAUUCCCACGCCCUGCUCUUCCCUGGGAGCAAGCUCGCGACGGAGGCAGUCGGCCCAAGAGCUUCAUGGAUCUGAGCGAGAACGUUCCAGCUCGCAGUUCCAGUCACAGAAGCCAGAAGGGUGACAAGCGCAGCAAGGUGAAGCCUAUUGAUGUGCCCAAAGCGCCUCAGGACAUGUCUGUGGGGAAAAUCGCCAAUGAGAAGACUGGUAUCCCAGAUGCUAUCACUGGCGGCGCGACAGCGGAACCCACGAAAGAACAGCUACCAGAAGCUCCCAAGGUGCCAUCAGCCCAGCCGGUUGCGCGGAUCGAUUAUCUCGCCGGUCUUGUCGCUCUUUCAUGUAUAUUCGUCACAGUGAGGCAUUUCUGCCUCACCUUCUGGCCAUAUAUCAUCGCAUCGCAGGGUGAUUCCAAGCAUUUCCACGCAGACACAGUCUUGUCAUACAUUGUGGGCCCAUGGAUUCUGACGCCUCUCUGGAUCGGUCCCUUUUUCGUUACGUCCUGUCGUUUUCUGGCCCAGCGAUAUCUCAAGACUGGCAAACUAGAUGACAUCGCGAAUAAGAUGCUUCUUCGUGCACCUCGCAUGUUGAUCCCGGUAUUCAUCUUCAUGACCUUUGAAUAUUUCUUGAUUUCCCUCGAACUGACCGGAAGGUUGGAGUGGUUGCCUAGCGUCAGUUUUAGUACUUGGCCAUACGUGACGCCGCAGGGCAACUUCGGCAUCUUCCUGAAUCAGCUGGUGGAAUUGAGCUAUAUCAUUCCCAACGCAGCUCCGGAAGUCAUCAACAACUACUGCGUCGGUGUACUGUGGACAAUUCCAGUCCAACUACAGUUCUCAUUUGUGGUCUUGCUGGCAGCAGUGCUCAUCAAAGAUGUCAAGAAACCCUGGAAGCGAAUGUUGUUUUACCUCUUCAGCAUAGCAAUGGGUUGGUAUGGCUCGAGCUGGUCCGCGUGCCAUUGGCUCGGUCUCAUGCUUGCAGAUGUAGACAUCACUUACGAUUGGCGACGGAAGAUCCAAGCACGUUGGUGGCUACUCUACCCUACCUUGACUUUUGGGGCUCUUAUCACUCUGGCCACGCCACUGGUUCUGCUCUUCAACUCCGCAUUCUACCAAUGGUCAUUCAUGUCGUGGGACAAUGCGAUUCACCCCGAGCCUCUCACUGGCAGACCACUUUUCGAGACGAUUCCGUCGGUCUGGUAUGCUUAUCCAGAAUACUUUGCGCCUAGUUUUGCACAUCUUACUUUCAGUUUGGGGCUACAACUAAUCGUGGAGCUCUCUGUCUGGGCUCAGAAAGCAUUGAGUAUAAAACUCAUCACCUUCUUCCACCCGCAUAUUAUGACAUUGUACUUGCUACAUGGUUUCAUCUUCUGGAGUAUGGGCGCCUACGUUGCCGUGUCUCUGAGCGACCUGGGCAUGCCUUAUUGGGGCAUACUCAUCAUCACGGCUCUGGUCUGCUACGCCCUUCUGUUGCUCGUGACGGUAAUCGUUACACCACUGAUUGAAUUCGCUACGAAAGGUGCCACGAAAAACAUCUGGCGCUGGGCCACGGAAGAGCCUGUACCGCAUCGACCAACCACGGCGCCUUUUAGCACGGAACUGAUCAUGGGUCGAACGGGUGAUGCCAGUGAGCGUGAGGGUCUAGUGCCCGAUAGGCGAGCAUCGCAGAUAGCGUAAUGGAGGAGAGCAGGUGAGGUAGUAGUGCUUCCUUGAAUUGUAUUGCUGCAUUUAGCGUAGUCAUUUCAUUUGGCGCUGAUGUAUGGCGAGAGUAUACAUCGCUGCGGUCGGUACCUCCUAUGUACAAUAUUAUUUAUGUCCAGUCGUCGACACGCC
This is a messenger RNA of Sphaerulina musiva SO2202, 4035 nucleotides long. RefSeq lists its product as uncharacterized. The coding region runs from base 415 to 3879 and encodes 1154 amino acids. The transcript is spliced from 2 exons. Gene Ontology annotation, molecular function: hydrolase activity, hydrolyzing O-glycosyl compounds. The record is from RefSeq and is a predicted model, not a curated record. Gene Ontology annotation, biological process: carbohydrate metabolic process. Lineage: Eukaryota; Fungi; Ascomycota; Dothideomycetes; Mycosphaerellales; Mycosphaerellaceae.